This is a messenger RNA of Hordeum vulgare subsp. vulgare (domesticated barley), 3231 nucleotides long. RefSeq lists its product as uncharacterized. Bases 50 to 3226 code for a protein of 1058 amino acids. NCBI's taxonomy places the organism in Eukaryota, Viridiplantae, Streptophyta, Magnoliopsida, Poales, Poaceae. The record is from RefSeq and is a predicted model, not a curated record. The transcript is spliced from 2 exons.
AUUUGUGCAACCUAGAAAGUUAAUUUGGUUACACUACUGAACAUAAGUUAUGGCAUCAUCUUCAUGGAAAAAAUGGCCUGACCAUGUGCGGGAUAAAUGGCGUGAUGAUCUGAGAGAUAAAGAUUUUUGGUUUAAUGGAUACCUUAAGAGACCUGCAUAUCAUAAAUUGGUCAUUGAACUGUCCACUGGGUUUUAUGUGUCUUGGAAUGUUGGGGUAGGGCCCAUGAAUUCAUUCACACGGGCAAUAUCAGGCAUGGCCGUGGAGGAAAUGCUUAAGAACGUUGGAAAAUUCAAACACGUGAUAAAGGUGGAUCUGAAGCCCAUACCAAUGGCAGAACAAGCCCAAGGAAGAGGCUUAAUGAGCACAAAGUACCAGCUGGCCCUCGCUGCAGCAAAGGAGCUUGGUCUGCUCGACCAAUAUUACAACGGGAUCAAGGAAAAGCACGACCAGGUACAGUACUACACCUACGGGUGCGAUGAUGAUGGCCGUACCUCUGAAGAUUUGGAAUGGCACGUGCAGGGCACUAUUGUUCCUCAGGUCAUCAAACAUUUGGUAUCCCAAAGGUACAUGCUAGUGGCUGAGAACCUCCAGUGGCCAAUUGAGUCACACAGUUUAACACUGGAUGCCGGGCUUCCUUCACCCAUGUGGUCAAAUUCUCGAUGGCUCAUCUCGACCGCCUCUCAUGAUGCCUACAACAAGAACGACCAUUUACUAUCCAUUGACGAAGAUGAACAUGUUAUGGUGCUUACCCUCUAUGCACUGCAUCAAUCGGCAGAGCACAUACUCAACAUGACCCGUCAAGAAAACAAGGAGUACUGGCAUCAGAGAGCCCUCCAAUGCUUCCACUAUGCCAUGGCCAUCUUUGCAAAACAUUCACAAGUGGUAGCUGUUACCUCGGACGAGCUCAUCCACCAUUGGGCCGCCCAGGGCAUCCUGCCAUCUAUGGUGGCCAUCAAGGAAGAAGAACAAGAAACCACUACUAUCAGCAGCAAGUGUUCAAAUAUGCAUCAAGUUGGAAUGGUAAUCCUUGAAGCGUUUAAGAAAUACUCUUUGUUGCAGCUACCUUUUUCUCCUGCUAAUGAUGCUUACGAAGCCACCAAUACCGGCGCACAAUUCCUAGCAUACCAUGGCCUCAUUGCGGAAGGCAUCACAGUCGAUGAACUCUUUGAUGAGAAGAAGAAAUGGAUUUCAUUCGCUAGUGACAAUGGAUGGCAUGUAAGCCCAGAAUGGUUUAGACCAGAGGAAAGCAGGGGGGCAACUGCACUUAUUGUAAGAGGCUGCUCACAUCAAUCACUCAUACUUUCCAAGCUGGACAGUUCCUUGACCAAGCUUUGUUUUCUUCGUGUUCUUGAUAUCUCCUACACUCCAAUAAAAUCACUCCCUUCUUCCAUAGGUUGCCUAAUAAACCUUCGGCUGCUUUCUCUUAGAGGCUGUCAUGGUUUAAAAACUCUUUCUUAUUCAUCCACAUCAAGUGCCACGGACUCAUCAAUAAAUAAUACUUCAAACUCACCAUUGGCCACUCUAUACCAGCUUGAAAUUCUUGAUAUGAACGGAGUUCCGUCUGCUCAUCUGACGCAAGAUGUGGCAAGCCAAAAGUGGAAUUUAAUACAUCUGGACAUGUCCUAUUCAGAAAUAACUACUUUUCCCCCCGAUUUCUUCCAGGACAUGUCAAACCUUGAAGAGCUUAUCCUGACCAGUUGCUCCAAUCUUGUGGAGCUACCUCCUUCCAUGGCUUCUCUAUCCAGCUUAACGACCCUUGUGGUCAUUGGGACUCAAAUAAAAUAUUUUCCGCAGAAGAUAUUUGAAGAAAUACAUAAGCUGCAGUCGCUCAAGCUCAUAGACAACAAGAACUUGGUGUCACUCACAAGACAAAUCUCUAGGGUCCAAAGAAUCAAAUUGGAAGGGCAUCCUAGCCUUAUAUCCUUCAUGCUAAUUGGCGCACCUCACAUAAGGCACUUGUCUUUGCGAGGAUGUAAAAAACUUGAGUCGGUCGAGAUCAAGAAUCUUGGUGCUUUGGAGGAGCUAGAUUUGUCUGGUACAGCUAUCAAGGAGCUCCCGGCUGACAUCCCUAAUAUUCCCCAGCUUAGGCGAUUGCUCUUGCUUGGUGUUCCUUCCCUGAGGCGAUUUCCUUGGCAUAGGCUGGACCGACUCCCGGUUGUGUUUUACUUGGAUCAUUGUUCAGAAGAAAAUGGCAAUCAUUCUAAUCAGAUUUCCCAUGUGUGUGUUACUAACCCCAAGUUCUUCCAUAGUUUCCGUAAUACUGCUGUCGAUUUAGUAAGAGAAGGACGGUUUCUCCAAUCGUUCUAUGUUCGUGUCGCACCAUGCAUUACAAACAACAUGCAUCUGCAAGAUGAAGAAGGCAUGCUCAAUAGCAUGUUGCAGGAGUUAGUGAAGAGGGAAUCAACUUAUGUGGAUGUGUACAGAAGCUUUUAUGCACAUGAAAUUGCAAUGGUGCCACCGGUCACGAUUCCCCUUCGCCGAAGUGAGCGCCACAUGGAUAUCUCUGGGAAGCAGUCUACACUUGAUGGUUUAAGGUAUCUUCUAAUUGUCACCAAAUCAAUAUCAGUGACAUGUGCUUCUUCUAUCGACUAUUUUCCUUGGGAUGUCAAUUUUCAAGAGCUGGAAGAAUGCGAGCUACGUCGGUGCCAUAAAAUGACAAAGGUUUUUAAUGGUACCAAAGGCUUAAAAAAACUACGGAAUCUGCAUGUUUGUAACCUCAAAAGUCUAUACUUCUUCUGUGAACAAUACUACAAUUAUACCUUCAAUUCCCUAAUGCACCUGCACUUGGAAGACUGCCCAAGAUUGGAGCAUGUGGUGCCACAUAGAACAAAACUACCAUGGCUCAAGACACUUGACAUCCUGUUCUGCUACAACCUCAAGACAAUUUUCGUCAGCAGUUAUACAGAAGAUGAUACUUAUCAGCUGCCAAGCCUCCAAAGGAUACGUCUCCAGGAGCUGCCAUUGCUCCAGCACUUCCACACCAAGGACGCUACCAUCACAGCACCUGUGUGGAAGGAGCUCCAUGUUCGGGGGUGCUGGAGCCUCCGACACCUCCCGCGCCUACAAGGACGCCAGCUGGAGGCAGUCAAAGUGAACGGCGAGAGGAGCUGGUGGAGCAAGCUCCAGUGGGGCUCACCCCUGCACCUCGACAGCUACGACCCUAAGCUUCCACCGGAGUUCGCCUCCUUCGACGAGUGCGCCGAGAUGAGCAGCUACCUCAGAUGAAUCAA